UACGAGAAGAGAACCAUUUGAUGGAAGAUAAGAAAAAGAAAAAGCAAGACGAGAAGAAAAAGAAAGAAGCUGCUCAGAAAAAGGCCACAGAACAGAUAACCAAAGUGCCAGACUCUGCCAAACUCGACCCCGCCCCUCCUCAUCCCCCCAUCAACCCCAGUGUCGUCCUGUCUGUACCCCAAAACAGUGGCAAUGGCAAGCGCGCCCCCUGCGGAGGCCAGCCGCAGACAGCACAGCAGCCCCAGACUCUGCUUCAACAGCGCUACCCACCCAGAGAGGUUCCCCCACGCUUCCGCCAGCAGGAACACAAGCAGCUGUUGAAGCGGGGCCAGCCUCUGCCCUCUGGGACCCUGCCCCUCAUCACCACGGGACGUCCUGCCACUACUGAGCCUGCAGCAGCAGUAGCCAUACACUCCUCUCCCUCCUGCUCCUCUUCCUCCACAGCGAGCCUGCCUACAGAACUGCCCCCACAGAGUGGCCAGGGAGCCCAGUAUGAUAAUCCCCUUUGGGGACACCUGCCAGCCAACAGGAGUGCCACAAGUGCUGCAACUUCCACCAAUAUCAGUGUCUGGGAUCAACUGAUAAUUGACAAGAAGAACACAGAGGCUUGGCCUUCUAAUACUCUUAGCCAGAGCCAGGCCCUUCCAGGAGGAUGCCCUUUGGACACUGACCCAGGUCAUUUGACCAGCAGCAGCAGCAGUACUAGUAGUAGUAGUUGUAGUACAGCAAGUAUGGCCACAGGGGCCAAUAGCCAGUCAGGCCACUUUCCUGCCAACCAUUUGGGCAGCAAGGUCAACAGUGGGCCCAGCCCUGCCAAUCAUACUGGAACCAGUAUGCACUCUAGCCAGGUUGCAGCCAAUCGCAGCUGGGGCUCUGGGCCUGGGCCCUCCCACUGCCCCCCUCAGUCCUCAGUGGGGAGUGAAGGGAAGAGUGACAGCCCGGUGGGAGGAGGCAGCAGAGGGUGGGGCUGUUCUUCAUCAUCCUCCACCACCAACUUUAACUUGAACUUGAACCCUAACGCCAACCCAUCUGCCUGGCCCAUGUUGGGGCAUGAUGGUGGCACAGGGGGAGGCAGCUCAGGUGGAGCCAACACCAUUUCACCUCCUCAACCUACACCCAACCUCUGUAACCCCUCUGGCCCCCCACCAGCCCAGACCAGCACCUGUACCGGAGCCAACACUAACAGCAACUCCUCGGGGAUUGGCAGCGCCUGGGGUAGCAUAAUGGCAUCUGAUACAUCAGAGCCACACCCCUCCCCGUCCACGAAUGUGUCUUUCAGUUCAGAACCUCAGAACCUUAAAACUGAUGGACCAAAUCACACUAAUAAGCAGGAACCCCCCAGCCCCAUCCACAACUUGCCUGGCUGGGGUGGUGCACCUGUAGGCUUGGGUUCCAUGGGCCAGCACCCACCAGGGGCCCCACAAGUCAAUGGAGAAGAUGGUAGCUCAGUAUGGGGUAAUAGUGGUGAAUCAAAGGCACCUUCAUCUAAGGAUGCAUCUGGCUGGGACUCUGGCUGGGGCCAUGGUGGAGGUGGAUCAGGAAACUCUGGAGGCUGGGGAAAGCAGCACACUGAAGAGGCCCAGGGAGGCUGGGAUGGCCCCACCUCUCCUCCACCGGAUUCACAGGCUAGUCCUUGGAGCAGAGCUGUGAGCACAACUGGUGCCAGUGAGGGGAGCAGUGAUAGCAUGGAAGGAAACCCCCAGUGCAGAGACCGCUCAUCCAGAGAUAAUCCAGCUCCUCCUCUGCCUGCCCAAGAUCUGGACCCCAGGGUGCUGUGUAACACUGGCUGGGGACAGACCCCUGUUCGCCAGCACACCUCCUGGGACAUGGACGAUACUAAACGCAAGAAUGAUCCAGGCACUGAAUCAUGGGGCUCUGGCCCAACCAGUUCAAGCGAUGCCCAGGGGCCCACCAACACUAACAUGGGCCCCUCUCAGAGGACUGAUUCUGGAAGCAAAAAUGAUGUCCCUGCUUCUCAGGGAGCUUCACGUUGGGGAGGAAACAUAGCUGCUACCAACCAGACCAGCUCUGGUUGGGGAGAGCCACCCAACAACAUUAAGCCCCCAGGUGGCCCUGGUGGCUGGGGAAAUCCACCAAAAGGAGUCCCUACCACCAGUAUAGCCAAGAAUAGUGGUCAGUCAUGGGGAGAGGAGAAGUCGAAAGGGUGGGAUGAUUCUCACAUCAAGGCCACAUCCCAGGGCUGGGGAGAGCAACCCAAAGCAUCCCACAGUUGGGGCAAUAGUGGAGGGAGCAAUAAUGCAGGGGACUGGAGAGAACCAGAAGAGAACAAAAAGAGUCCCACCAACCCUGGCUGGGAGGGAGAAUCGGGAGGCUGGAAGGAAAACCAACGAAGCUGGGGAAUACCUGCUGCAGGACCUGGAAUAUCUGGAGCUGGAGGAAAUGGGGCCUGGGGAGAGCCAGUUUGCCAGCAUCCCAGUGGCCCUUCCCAAGGUUGGGGGGGCAAGCCUCAGGAUGGACCCAGUGGUAGCAGUGGAGGUAUAGGCUCUUGGAGUGGCUCAGGCCCAGUCAAGCAGAGUGGAGGCUGGAGUGGCAGUAAGCAGGAGACCUUAGCUGAUCCUACAGGCUGGGAAGAGCCCUCCCCAACUUCAAUCCGACGUAAAAUGGAGAUAGAUGAUGGGACCUCAGCUUGGGGCGACCCUGGUACCUACAGCAAGGCAGUCAACCUGUGGGACAGGAACAAUCCAGGAAUGUCCCAGGCUAAAGCUACCACUGGAGGCAAUAACCCCCCAGGCCCCAGCAACAACCAUCCCCACUCUCACAAUCACCCCUAUCAUGGGCCACCUGCACCUUCACAAAAUCACACCCAAAAUACCCCAAACCAAGGCCCUACCAGUGGGCCUAUGGAACCUGUUGUGCAACACCAGUCUGGGCCACCCCACAACAGAGUUCCCCUUAUAACUCAAGGUUGGGGAGAGCCACCCAGCUCCCACACAAAAUCAGAGAGCACAUGGGGGGAGUCCGCACCUUCAGCUGUGUCAGUCAGCGUGGACAAUGGUACGUCUGCCUGGGGAAAACCUACUGGGAGCUGUGGGGGCUGGGGAGACAGCAACCCAGACAGCUAUGGUAGGGGCAACCCAACUAUGCCAUCUGCAUCUUGCAAACCUGCCCCCAAACCUAUGCAAGAUGGAUGGGGAGGUGGAGGUGGAGGUGAAGAGCUAAACCUGUCGGGGGGUCAGUGGGAUGCUGAGGAGGGAGACAUGUGGAACAACACUGCCUCCCAGGAGAGCAACUCCUCCUGUAACUCUUGGGGCAAUGCAUCCAAAAAGGGCCCACAGAAGGGGAAGGUACCAGGGAAGCAGGAAGAUACAUGGAUCAUGAAUCGUCUUAUCAAACAGCUGACAGACAUGGGCUUCCCUAGGGAUCCAGCAGAAGAGGCUCUGAAGAGCAACAACAUGAACCUGGACCAGGCUAUGAGUGCCCUGCUGGAGAAGAAGACAGAGCUGGACAAGCGGGGGAUGGGGAUGGCCGGCCAUGACUACAACAACGGGCUCAUCAACAAGCCCAUGAGUUGCCCACGGCCUCCGCUUCUUUCCAAAGACCCUUCAGCAGACCCCCGAUUGCCCUUCAUGGAUAAGAUGCAGAGUGGAAUGUUUGGUGGUGGUGGAGCAGCACAAGCCCGGGCCAUGCAGCAGCCGCCUCCUCAGCCGAUUGUGCCACCUCUCAGCUCCUCUCAGCCUAAUACACGUGCUCAAGUGCCUCAGUUUCUCUCCCCUCAGGUUCAAGCACAGCUCUUACAGUUUGCAGCAAAAAACAUUGGUCUGAAUCCUGCACUUUUAACCUCACCAAUAAACCCUCAACAUAUGACCCUUCUGAAUCAACUUUACCACCUGCAACUGGCAUACCAGCGUUUACAAAUUCAACAGCAGAUGUUGCAGGCGCAGCGCAAUGUUUCUGGCCCCAUUCGACAACAAGAGCAGCAAGUUGCACGUGCAAUCAAUAACAUGCAGCAGCAGAUCCAACAGAACCAGCGUCAGCUGGCCCAGGCCCUGCUAAUGAAGCAACAGCAACCCCCCCCCUCCCAUUCUGGCCUGCAUCCUGGUGGGGUCAAAUCCUCUCUGGAUUCAUUUCCAGGUCACCCUCAGGCUCCAGGCCUCCCUGACCUGCAGACCAAAGAGCCGCAGUCAUCUAACACCUACAGCCCCUACUCUCUCUCUGGACUGAAUCCAAACAUGAAUGUAAACUGCAUGGAUGUGGGAAGUCUGUCUAUGAAGGACCACCCUCAGCCCCAAUCGCGCCUGUCGCAGUGGACACACCCCAACUCCAUCGAAAGCCUCUCUGGAACCUCUUCUCCUCUGGAGCCCAACCUGAACAAGCAUGGUGCCAACCUGGGCCCUCCUGGUAAACCUCCUCAGCUGGAGGACUCUUACAGCCCCUACAACCUGAUGUCCAGCUCAGAGUCUUCUACCAGCCCCCUGGUCCCCCCAGACAGCUGGGGGCAGGGAAAGAGCAGCAGUGACAAGAUGACCAAUGGGACCAAUAUCAACUGGCCACCAGAGUUCUGCCCUGGUGUACCAUGGAAGGGCCUCCAGAAUAUCGACCCAGAGACUGACCCCAACAUGACCCCUGGAAGUGUCCCGAGUGGGCCCACCAUCAACACCAACAUCCAAGAUGUCAACCGCUACCUGCUGCGAGACAGAAGUGGAGGUAAACUGUCAGAGAUGAAAUCUACUUGGUCUCCGGGCCCCAUUUCUCACAACCAGGCUUCUCUGUCCCACGAGCUGUGGAAGGUCCCACAAGGUCCCCGGAGCAGCAACACGGCCCCUUCCCGCCCCCCGCCUGGCCUCACAAACACCAAGCCUUCUUCAACCUGGGGGGGAAACUCUCUGGGUCUGGCCCAAGGCUGGAGCAGCUCUUACACCACAGCAGGUACCACAUGGAGUACAGACAGCUCCACCAGGACCAGUAGUUGGCUGGUUCUGAGGAAUCUUACUCCACAGAUUGAUGGCUCAACGCUGCGUACGUUGUGCAUGCAGCACGGCCCCCUUAUCACAUUUCACCUCAACCUGAUACAGGGCAGUGCUGUGGUGCGCUACAGCUCCAAGGAUGAAGCUGCCAAGGCUCAGAAGUCCCUUCACAUGUGCGUCCUUGGGAACACCACCAUUCUGGCAGAGUUUGCCGGAGAGGAGGAAGUGAAUCGCUUCUUUGCACAGGGCCAGUCGCUUGGCGGAACAACCAGCUGGCAGGCCGCUCCAGGCACCAAUCAGACAAGGAUGGGUGGGACCGGGUCUGGAGCCUCUCACCCAAUUGGUCACUCACCCCACUGGAACAACAACAACAGCAGCAGCAGUAGCAGUGGGCUGGGAGCAGGCGGAACAAAGACAGGCGGAGAGCUGCUGUGGGGUGGUGUGCAGCAGUAUUCCAGCCUGUGGGGACCCCCGAGUGGAGAGGAGGGACGGGUCAUGGGGAGUCCCACCCAAAUCAAUACGCUGCUGCCUGGGGACCUGCUGAGUGGGGAGUCCAUGUAGGACAGAAGAGCCCAGACUAAACAAACACCAACAGGAGCAAAAAUCUUUUGUUGCAAAUCAAUGUGGAGAUAAUCAGCGUGGGUGUAACGGUGAAGGGAGAGACGAGAGGAUGACGAGGCUACAUCCUCGCUGCUCACCCUCGUCAACCUCCUCUACUCCUUGUUUUUAAAUGACAUUUCAGUUGCAGUUCUUUUGUGAAUCUCAGUGAGAGAUUUUGGUCACAGUGUUCAGCUUUUACUUUUGGAGACACAGGAAGAAGUGUUUCAUUCAGAAAAAAAACUUUUUACAGAAAUGAACUUUUGCGAACUCGCCGUGUGAAACAUGUACUUUAGUCAAACUGACACAAUGAGGAGCUGCCAUCUUUUAACUUGCGUAAUCCCUCUCUGCCUUUUGAGGCAAUCAUACUGCACCUCAGAGAUCCAUGAAAAGGCAUCAUUCCCAAAGUAAAAUCCUUCAAUCAGAGUGGCUGUAGAACUUUCAGCUGGUCCAGACUCAACAUUUGUUUCUCCCAGCACUAAUAUUAGCCUUAACCUCUUUCCUGCCCUGCUAUCUUCACUCACUCUGUACUUGGUGAAGAAGCAUACGGACACUUGCACACCCUUAUUUCUGAGCCAGUGAAACCCGAGUGGAGAGUACAUGCUGCUGCGGCCUAACAUAAGCAACCACAGCUCACAACUUCAGUGCAUUUUUUUGCAAGCAGAUUGAGUUCCCCACACAAAUGCUCAAAGGGAAUGAUGCAACUCUGUUCGCCUCGUUCAAGCCAUUUAUUUUUGUAGUGGUUUUUUUUUAAAUUUUCUUCUUGAACCAUUGCAAGCAAAGUUAAGAAAUGAUAUUAUUCAAAUGUGUCUGUCAAUCUUACGUGGGGGGGGAGGGUUUAGGUCGCAUGUACAGUUACAGGUGUGAUGGACGACAAAAUGAACCACUGCAAUUACUAUGGAACUGUAAAGACAAACACUUCAAUGCACCUCAACUCAUCUGUGGGUUCAACUCGCAGUUUGGUCUCAGUCUCGGACCUUCUCACUGACGUUGUGGAAAACCUCAAGUCGUAAAUGUUUUCUCGCCUGUGUGCAGUCAAUGACCCCCCGCCCCCUCCUCACCCCACCCCUCCUUGCUCCACGCGCAAAACAACAUUUCAAGUGACGUGCAAUAUAAGCCACAGACUCUACCGUCCAAGCACCCUAACCAUGACCUCUCACAGAAAGAGAGGAGACUAUGAGGAAUGAUUGAACUGCAAGAACUCUUAUCUGCCCUGCACCCCCACCCUAAAACUGCCACUACUAACCUUCAUCCCCCAACCCCACCCCCAAGGUGUGUGAGCUCAGGAGAGUAGCAGGCUGGCCUUUAACCAUCUUCUGUCUGAAAUACAAGGACGUUCACACAAAGCACUUCUUCAGCCAGCCUACUCUCCACACUUAUGCCAGUGACUAGUUUUGGGGGACAGGCGUGUGUGUGUGUGUGUCUCUAUGUAUGUGUGUGUGUGUGUGUGCUUGGGGAGAAGGCAUCAAACCAAAAUGAGAGGAGCCUGUUUCCUUUUUUUCCCUUUUUUUUUUACCCAGAAGACCAGAUGACCUUUUUUCUUUUGCCCAAAUUUGUGUCGGUAGAGAAGUAUGAAGCAAAGAUACUUGUUUGUGAAUAGGUGGUCUAUCAUAGCACUUAACAAGAGCAUCGCAGCUCAUUAUACCCUCAAUGCCAACAAAUAGAAGAAAGGAGAAGCAACACUGGCAAAUAAAAACUGAAAAAAGACAAAAAAGCAAUCUGCUUAGUGGCUUCUCUAUAUACUUAUUUUUUAACUUAACAUGGAUGUGAAGAUUUUUUUUUUUUUUUUUCCAAAUCCUUCUUCCCUCAAGUGGAUGGGACCAGGAAGGAUGUCAAACAUCGUAGCAAAGUGAAGGGAAAUACAAAGAAAGAACUGACUCAACUGAUGAUGGGUGCAGCAGGGAAAACACCCCACAGCACCCAUCCUCACCCUCACCCUCUUUUAUCAAAGUAAAUAUCACUGUUACAUUGCAUCAUUUGAAAUCUUUAGCCUUGGCGUCUGGAAAGCUCGACGUGUUCAUGUUCUACUGGGUCCAGCAGGGAGGAUCGCCAUCUCUAUCGUCCUUUUGUUUUUUUGUCUUUUUGUCUUCUUCGUAUCGGAGGCCCUGCCAACCUGUGUGAUAGUGUGGCCACUGAGUGCCUGCCUGCUGCAGAGUGCUGUGCUCUGCAGCAGCCCUCACCCCGCCCUCCCUCUUCGCUCGCUCGCUGCCUCCCUGCAGAUCCUUACAAACUGGCUUCCCUCCUCCUCUUCCUCCCAUAGGCCUCCGGGCCAAGAGCAGCUCUUUCAGAACUGGCCCACCUGUAUUAAAUUUACUACUACUGCUGCGCCAGAGUCUGUCCUCAGCAACCUCCACUUCCACUCUCUCUGUCUCUCUCCUGCAAGGAUCACUUUAGCCAGAGAUGGAGGCGUUUAAUGUGUUUGUUUGUUUUUUUUCUUUCUUGGAUUCACUUACGGAGUUGCCAGUGUGCAUUGUUAUUUUAUUGUUGUCAUGAAGUUUGCUGUUAUUGUUGCUGUUAUCAUUGAUGAUAUAGUUAAUGAUUGUUUUCUGAUGAUGAAUUCAUGGCUUUUUAAUAUUGGUCUUUAUGCAGUGUUCAGUUUCUCUCCUGCCCCUCCUGUUGCCUCCUUGGCAGAACCAGUCUGAAGUUUAGAGGUACGCCUCUGCUGCGCAACAAGGUCUGGAUGAAAGGCAAGGCCAUAUGAAACACUGCAGAUCUCCGAUCAGACAGUUAAACUGAACAGUCAAAUUGAAUUGGAAAGGUAGUAAAUGUUAUAUGGACUGCAUUUAUGCAGCGCCUUUCUUGUCUUCCGACCACUCAAAGCGCUUUACAAUACAUGUCAUAUUCACCCAUUUAUACACACAUUCAUACACUGAUGGCAGAGGCUGCCAUGCAAGGUGCCUGCUCAUCAGGAGUCUCUAAUCAUUCACAAACAGACACUGAUGGCACAGCCUUCGGGAGCAAUUUGAGGUUCAGUAUCUAGCCCGAGGACACACGCGGACUGGAGGGGCCGGGGACCCUAUUAGUGGCCGACCCGCUCUACCUCCUGAGCCACAGCCGCGUGUAGUCACAGAUUCUCCAGGAUAGUGAGCAAUCUCCACGCUAUGUUGUCUCAUAACACACACAUCCUUUAGUGUUGAUGGGCCUCACUCACACUGGUGCUUUAUGUUUAACUCUGGGAGCACUCAGUUACACUUAGAACCACCUCAACUGAUAAACAGCCUUCCAUUUCUAUGCAAAGACAAGGAGGUGUUCGUUCACAGCCAUCUAGAAAAAUCACAGCCAUCCCCCCACAUCUGCCAAUCAUCACUUACCUCUCAACCUUUACUACCAGGCAGCUUCCCUUGAACCUCCCCCUCCCCCGGAUUAAAUGAAGGGGACACUGAAAAAGCCUCUUUUCAAGGGUUUAGUCUCCCACUGUGUGGACAGAGCUACUAGAUGACACUAAAUGACCUGCUGGAGGCACUAGUGGUUGGCAACAUUUCUUUAGUCUUGUGCCAACUGAUCUACAAAUAUCUACUUCCACCUUGCCAUAUCCUAAUUUAUCUUUACCAUGACGAAACUUCAGUUUCUUUUAUUGCUGCAGGGGCGUACAUCACAAGCUUCAGCUGUAGGAGGCUCAAGGAGUAGAAGGGCAGGACAGAUGAAUGGUGCUGCUGGUCUUUCACCAACAGGGGACUGGAAUUUUAGUGGCUGCAGGAGAAGGGGGGGGGGGGGGUUGGUUGGUUGGUUGGUUGGUUGGUUGGUUGGUUGGUUGGUCCCUGUAUGUGUCUGUGCACUGUUUAUGGGUCACAUCGGGUACAUCUCUUUAAAAACCAAAAACAUUAUCUUUUUCUUUAUCAUCAAGGUUUUCACAAAAACUAAAACUACAAAAAGAAAAAAAAAGUCUGUUUCAGCUGUGCACUCCAAAGCUGAGAUGCCUGUGUUCUGUUUCUCUGCAAGCUGCCACCUACUUGCCCCGUCUAGGCUCGUUCUCUGGGCCACAUCUGGGGAAGCUGUAUCCACGAGGUUCACUCUGGACCUCCAACCUGAUGGUUGUGCCAGCUAAUAUACAACAGGUCAUUUUCUGCACAUCUGGCUUUGGGAUCGAGGUCCAAGCAGGGACCCAACGUAUCAGCAGAAACAAGGACACACCUCAAGUUCGGUACCAAGUCUUAAAAUUUAGGGGAUUUGCCCUCUUCCAGAGUCCCUUGAGGCUUGUGUCAUUCAACAAAACAAUCACUAUUGCCUGUGUUGUUUGUUUGCGUGUCUGUUUGUUCCUGAAAACCUGCAUUUACUCCACACUGGACUUAAAUCAAGGAACUGGCGUUGAAGUGGGGAGUUGAAUAGAGUGGGAGGACGGGUGACUGGGACGGAGGUUGUGUCUCAGAUGUGCCCUGGAUUUCUUGGCGCAGCACCAGCACUGAGUGCCCAGCCCCCCUCCCACACCCCUCACCUGCACUAUUAUCUACCUGUCUAGUGUUGGAAAUCAGAUGCUCUCCCUUUUUAAAGUCACACGGACUCAAAGGAAACUGGAGCACGAGCAAAAUAUGCUUCUCAAUCAUGGAUCAAAUCAAAACAAAGGCCUGGGUUGAAUAUGCACAUGCUAGUUCAUAUACAGUAUACAACCAAGAGUACGUAUGGGCGUAUGUGUGUAUAUGGCUAGAUCUCUGUUUUCCACUUAGCCUAAGCCCUUUCCCCCUGUGCCCUGGCUUCAGCCCUUACCCUGUGUAUCCUCCUUCAACAUGAUAUUUCCCAGAAGACAAGAUCAUAAACAUAUCAGAGUAAUACAAAAUAAUGAAAACAAAUACUUGAAUCAAAAGAAGCGCCAAUAAUGUAAUGUGAACACUUUUUGUAGUGGUUUUUGUCUCAUUCAUACACUUCAGAGAUUUUUGAUAUCAUCAGUUCAGAGUAAAUUAAAUUUGAAAUACGAGUGUUGUUGAAAACAAAGAUCGAUUAUAAAGGCAAAUUUACAUCUGUUGUAUUUGAGUGUUUGCACAAGGCUGCUUGUACUGUAUGUUGUAUGAAUGAAUGUUUAGUGUGUGUGUGUGUGUGUGUGUGUGAAAAUAUGUGAGAGCUCGUGAUUACAGCGGAGGAAUUUCCGCCUUGUGUUUCUUUUCAAUUCAGUAUACUUUUGUUGUUGAUUUGUUUGGUUUUUUUUCUUUUUGCUUGUCAAAAAUAUAUACUGAUGUUAAUUGUUACUAGCCUCUAGCGUUGCACUGAGUGUCGACCUCACCCCUCAUCCAGCUAAACGAACAACAUGAUACAAGUACUGAGGGGAGACGGGGACAGUUCAUGUGUAAAUGUUUACUCAAGGACUAAAAUAAGUGUGUUUUUAAAAAUGUAAUGUUUAUCUACCUUAGUGGCUUUCAUUGUGGAAUAAUCCAAGAAAGUAUGGAUCAUAUUUGAGUAUUGCACCAUUUUUCAGACUAUAAACCUAAAAAAAACCUGAAAACUGAAAAAAAAAAUCACAUAUGUAUAAAAAAAAUGCAGCAAAAAAAAGUAUUUUGCAGACCUGUGGCCAUAGAUUGGGGUAGAACGACUUCUGCUCUCCCAAAUCUGAGCAACAGAGAGAGUGAAGGACAAGACAUCAGACUGAGCCUCGACUUCUAGGGCUCACCUCAGCGGUGCCUACCUUUUUGGUUUGUUAGCUUUCGUUCUGUUUUCACUUAUGUUCAUUUCACUCAUGUUGUCGUUUGUUUUCCUGCAAGGCCACUGACAGUUUACAAACACUUAGUUUAUUUCUGGAGUUCAAAAAGAAAAAAAUAAAUCAGCAAAACAAAGGAAUUAUACCAUGGGAAUGUUGGAAAAAGAAAAAAAAAAAAGGACAAAUGCUUCCAUUUUUUAAAAAGUGCAAACAACACUUCACAGAAGGAAGAUUUCUUGUGCUACUUUCAGAACUCUGGGAUUGAACAGUGUUGUCUUGUUCUGUUUAACCUUCUUUGUUCUGUGUUAAUGUUGAUUUCAUGGACUAUCUGAAGCCUGUAUGGUUUAUGUUGAUUAUAUAUAUUUUUCCUUUAUAAAAAAAAAAAGAAAAAUGAAAAGAAAAAAAAAGACAUAAUUGCUCACUAUCUUGCACACACACAAAAAAGUGGAUCUUGUCUCAGGAAGGCCAGGGUUCCAGAGUACCAACUCCACGCCAUUUUAAUGUACAUUUUUAUGACAAGUUAAAAAAAAAAACAUGAAAAAAAAAGAAAAAAGGAUGAUUUAAAAGAAACGAUUCUAAGCACUGAAAGUUAUGGAUUUCAGAAGAAGAGAAAAUACCUUUUGUUUCUAAAUCCGUAGCAGUUACAUAAUAACCAAAUAAUGGACUUUAAAUGAAAAUGGAGUGCUUUAUAUAUAAAUCUAUAUAUUAAAAUUGCUUUACAUUUAAAAACAAAAAUGGUCAAUGAUUUUGAUUGUUAAAAAAAAAAAAGAAAGACAGUGAAUAACAUGCAAAAUGCUGUAUGUUUGAAUCUUUAUUGUGUUUUCUUAAUGAGGUCCCGUCCUGACUGAAUCAGGAACAUUGUGCAUUACUCUUUCUUUCCUCUCUCUCUCUUUCUAUCUCUUUCUGUCUCUCUCUCAUUCUCCCACAGCGGGUAUUAUUAAUAGAUAAAUCAGACUUUUGUGGAACAUUUUUCACAUUUGGAGGAUGUUUAUAAGACAUGAGCUGGUUGUAAAGGAUCAUGAAACUAUGCACAAGUGUUGGGGAGGGGGGAGGGUGGAAGAUGGGGAGGGGAUUUUAUGGCCGACUUCGAAGUGGCUGAUUUAUUGCAGGGGUUUUUGGGAUCCAAUGUGUUUCGUUUUUGUUUUUUAAGUGGGUGGAGAGGUGAUUCAUGUCAAGCCCUCCACCUCCAGCUUCCUUCCCCUGAUUCAGAUUGACCUAGCGCUACAUCGCCAUGCUGUGUAUUCCUAAAACCAAU
Scomber scombrus (Atlantic mackerel) is the source of this 12400-nucleotide messenger RNA. RefSeq names its product trinucleotide repeat-containing gene 6C protein-like. Bases 21 to 5486 code for a protein of 1821 amino acids. The record is from RefSeq and is a predicted model, not a curated record. Lineage: Eukaryota; Metazoa; Chordata; Actinopteri; Scombriformes; Scombridae. Gene Ontology annotation, cellular component: nucleoplasm; P-body. The transcript has 19 exons. Gene Ontology annotation, biological process: miRNA-mediated post-transcriptional gene silencing; positive regulation of nuclear-transcribed mRNA poly(A) tail shortening. Gene Ontology annotation, molecular function: RNA binding; protein binding.